CCAGCGCUAGCAGCUACGCUUAAAUCAGUUCAGUUGAGUUUGACGUUAAGAGUAACAUAACUUCGACUUUUCGUCCACGAUGGUAGUUUUGGUGAGAACUUUUGGCCGCCGCUUCAGUCUUCGCAGAGGUGUUAGGAUAGUCGGAAUCUGGGGUCUGAUUUACUCCGCAUAUGCAAUUUAUCAAGGCAUUCACUUAAUUAGACUUUUCAAGAAAGUAGAGGAGGACGCCGACGAAAUCAGCCAAUAUUUGCCUUUCAGAGAAAAGUAUCUUCUAGCAAUCGUCCCACUGAAUUAUGCGAACCUCGCAGCCAGAGUCGUCUCAGUGUUGGUGGACCUGUUGCUUCUGGGAUCCUCUUUCUCAGGUGACAGGCGUUUGGCGUUUCCAUGGCUUGGGUGGAGCAUCUUCGAUCUCUGUUUUACUCUUGGAGUGAUGGUAUUUUUUAUUUCCAUCUGGAAAGGGUUUGCCGCCUUCCUACUUGUCUUUAGCAGUGAAUGGUUGUUGUCGAUCAGCCGUCUGGAUUACUUUGAAUUCAGGUUUUACUAA
This is a messenger RNA of Stylophora pistillata, 544 nucleotides long. RefSeq lists its product as uncharacterized. The record is from RefSeq and is a predicted model, not a curated record. NCBI's taxonomy places the organism in Eukaryota, Metazoa, Cnidaria, Anthozoa, Scleractinia, Pocilloporidae.